Daphnia carinata is the source of this 2012-nucleotide messenger RNA. RefSeq names its product integral membrane protein DGCR2/IDD-like. NCBI's taxonomy places the organism in Eukaryota, Metazoa, Arthropoda, Branchiopoda, Diplostraca, Daphniidae. Gene Ontology annotation, cellular component: membrane. The transcript is spliced from 7 exons. Bases 340 to 1464 code for a protein of 374 amino acids. The record is from RefSeq and is a predicted model, not a curated record.
UACCCAGUUCCAUUUCUUAAUAGGCAGUGUCAGUCGUUUUAGUUAGCUGAACGCUGCGUUAUACUCGUGUUUAUCUGGAUUCUACCUGUCGUACGAUAAAGUGUUCUUAUCGAAGUGCUUGCUAUCACCGCCAAAAAUAAUUUUUGGAUUUUUUCUUUCGCACGAGGCCGUUUAUUUACAAGAUAGGGCACCUUAACACUCUAUAUGGCUUUGUUACUAUCUGGCUUUUCAAAGUCAAGUUCCCGAGUCGACCUGCUAUUUGAAAACUGGAUAAAUUGACAAACAGGAAAAUAUUGUUAUCCUAUUUUUUUCGUGACUUGACGUGACGCGAUUCCCAGAAUGCCUGGUGAAAGGUUCCUAGUUGCCACUCCUGAUAGCUCACAGGAAGAUGAAAUUGGUAUUUUUGGAGAAAGCUGCCAAGAUAUUAAUGGAAGGACAAUCACUGGUGGGAAUCAUUAUGUUCCAGGUCCUGAUUCAUGUACAGUCUGUCUGUGUGAUGGAGGAAAACCAAAAUGGUGCCAGGCUGUUUUGUGUGCUGCUCCAAAGGAUUGCAAAUCCUUCAGAAUUGGUAGUUCUUGUUGUGAAUUUAUUUGCUUGGAUAACUCAGAUGGAGUAAACGAUGAAGGGUCAACUGAUGUUACCUGGGGUGAUGAAAAUUGGGUUGGGGGUGACUUAGGAUUGCGUUUAGUAGCCACAGCAGUCACUGCUGUACUUUCCCUGGCUCUUCUAGUUUUCCUUUUUUAUCGUUUAAAAAGACGACGCGCACGGAGGCACUCAGCCUGCCAUGAGAUGGAAGGGGACACAAUUCCAUCUAGUAGCAUAGUGAGUUAUGACCAUGGAGACCUGACAAGCAGUACUGGGCAUUUGAGCAGGCAACCCCAGCCACUGAUAAAUCUUGGGGAGCAUCAAUCUCCAUUGUGUGUGAUGUGGAAGCUACCUAGUUCAUCUGCCACAGAUUAUCCGCCACCAUACUCUGAAAAUCCAAUGAACCGUCUAACAAUUGAAGAUCAUGAAACGAUUCGUGAAACAACAAGUCUUUUGGCUGUUCCAUCGGCCCCGUCAAAUGAUUUGAUGAACGACGUGCCGAUCAGUCAGGUGUCGUUGGUGCGACGGAGCAAUGAUACAUUAGAUUCCGGCGAUUUUUUGGAAGCUGGUACUCCUCCGCCUAGCUAUGCCGAAGUACUUGCCUCUAUUUCCACUCCAGCUAUAAACGAGAUCGAAGAAAACUUCUCACCAGUCAGAGACGAGGACGUGCUUCCUUCUGCUCAAUGGAGGAACAGUUUGAACCUACCAAGAGAACGUUCCCCAGCCGAAGUUGCCAUCCAACGAUUCAGCCUACAACUUGCCCUGGACUGCUCAGACACAAGCAGUUGCACAAGCAGUUCGAGCCACGUCCAGCCUGGGACUUUGAGCACUUCUUCCUCUUCAUCUGCCACGUCAAUUGUCCAUCUUGGCUCCCAUUGAUUUUGUCUACUAAUCUUAUAGCAGCAUCAAGUAUCUACCUAACGCAGAAUUUAGUAAAACAAAAAGAAAAUCAGCUAUUCAGUCUAGAAGAUCUCGUUCGACUGUUCGAUAUAUUGAUUCUGCUCUCGUUGUGUCUCCUUUUACUCGCUUCUCUUUUUUACUUGACUUUGUGGGGCUUCUCCAUGUAUUUUCUUUUCAACUGCCUUCACAUAGUUAACCUUUGAUUGUCAUUUAAGUAAUUAUCUACUUGAAAAUUUUUCAUUAAUUAUGAUUUAUAAGGUUUUCUUUUCCGAAACAUUGUUGACUGAUAUUCGUUACAACGUUUCGAUUAUGUAAAGGAAGUACGUAGAAUAGGGAUUCGAAAAUAGCAGUCAUCUAUUGAUGCGCACAGACGUCAUUAAUAAUCCUCGUGGCAAUCCCGCCGGUGACGGUAGGUGCUUGUAGAGCAGAUUUCUCGUGCUAUUUAAUCACGCCCCUAAUUUCAAAUUUGUAAUGGUAGUCUACUGUCGACCACUUUCGAACAAAUAAAUAAAUUGACUUGAAGCGUA